UUUUUAGUUGUAAAGAUAGUGACCUAUCAGAAUAAUCUCUCGACUGCUGAGGUUGCCACGCUUAGAAACUAAUGGAACUCACGAGUUCAAAUGUGUUUUGACGUGCACGCUACUAUCUCCCACAUGAUAUGGUAUGGAGUAUCGAUAUGAUCCGUCCAGUAGUAGUGUAGCUGUCAGCCUGAAUACCCGGAUACUUCUGCCAAGCACCAGCUAUUAGUACUUCAAUGCAAGUCCAGCUUCUUGCAUAAUUACAGUCAUCUGCUAUGGCAGCGCCAACAUCGAAUAACCUUAUCUGCUUCACAAAUUGCUUCCUCCCGCAGGAAGACGGUGGUUUGAUUGAAAAGGAUUUGUGGAUUGAUGAGCGGCGUGGUGUCAUACUGGACGCGCAGCGAACCUUUUUCCUGCGCAAGGAGCGCCCGAAUACAAUCAUUGAUCUUGGGGGAAACGUCUUGAGUCCGGGCUUUAUUGACAUUCAGAUCAAUGGAGGCUUUGGUUUCGACUUCUCUGUCUACGAAGGCGACGACCAAACUUAUCGAGAUGGGUUGAAGUUGGUCGCAGAGAAGAUUGUUGAGACAGGUGUGACUGCCUUGGUCCCCACAAUUAUCACUCAGGAAACGACUUUGUACCCCAAGCUUCUUGACCUGCUUCGUCCAUGGUCACCUCCACACGCAGCACACCUCCUCGGGUGGCAUGCCGAGGGGCCAUUCCUACAGAUGUCCAAACGAGGUGCCCACUCACCUGCUCCAGAGAACCUAGCAGACGCAGAAGACUGGCUCAUGUCAGGCGACACCGCCCCCAACACUGUGGGAGUACGCAUAAUAACAGCUGCCCCUGAAGUCGAGGGCGUUAUGGAGGCUAUUAACGAAGCCAGCAAGCGUGGAAUCUGUUUCAACAUUGGUCACAGCAUGGCUACAACGGAUAUUGCAACUGCAGCAGUACGGAAUGGUGCGAGAUGCAUCACACAUCUCUUCAAUGCAAUGCCGCAGCUUCACCAUCGCGACCCGUCUAUCAUUGGUUUACUUGGAGCUUCUCCUUAUCUAUCUCCUUCGUCUUCUUCGACUUUUUUGCCAUUCCCGUCCGCUAUCAUCAGCGCCCUCAAUGCCUCGAUGCAUUCGCUUCCAAUCACCAAGGAGCCUUCGAUUGAUCACAUAUCGGAAGCACUUGAUGAGAUUAAGACACCCCCUCAGACACCCAUGCUCCUUGCGGAACAAGCUCUCAGGAAAUCUCUCCUUCCCACAGGCAAGUCAACGGAGAGCCCAGGCUCUGCCGCUAUCACCGCCAUUCCCCUGGGGAGUGGGCAGUCAAGCGAAAGUAAGCUCAAGAAAUAUUUUAAGACUAUACCAUUCGAUCGACCAUUCUACGAGAUCAUCGUGGAUGGGAUUCAUUCUCAUCCCAACUCCGUGAGACUAGCGUACAGUGCUCAUCCAGACGGGUGCAUCUUGAUUACCGAUGCCAUGAAGAUUCUUGACCCGCACCUCAAGGAUGGUGUUCACGACUGGCGCGAUGGCCGUCGGUUUUACAAGGAGGGCGAUACACUUUACGUGGAAGGCACCACCACCCUUGCCGGAAGCGUGGUUACCCUCGAUAAAUGCGUACGGAACUUUGUGCGCUACACGGGCUGCUCCAUUGGUGAAGCUAUCAAAUGUGCAACUUAUAAUCCUGCAAGGUGCCUUAAUAUUGAGAACAAGAAGGGUACGCUGCGCGCGGGAGCAGACGCGGACUUGGCGGUUCUUGACCACCAAGGUAAUGUACUAAGCACCUGGGUGAAGGGCAAGAUGGUGUGGGCGAGGAAGUAGUCUCACCAUGUUUCCGAAGGCAGUCUAAGUUCCUUCUACAGUUCCCGUUAACGUUUCACCUUGGGCUUGAUGGACGUUCCAUGGGUUCAUCACUCUAGACAAAGCUUCGAAUAUUGAUGAUGCCAAUGCCAUUGAGCCUCAUGAUUAUGCUGUAA
Suillus discolor is the source of this 1951-nucleotide messenger RNA. RefSeq names its product carbohydrate esterase family 9 protein. The record is from RefSeq and is a predicted model, not a curated record. The coding region runs from base 264 to 1796 and encodes 510 amino acids. Gene Ontology annotation, biological process: N-acetylglucosamine catabolic process. NCBI's taxonomy places the organism in Eukaryota, Fungi, Basidiomycota, Agaricomycetes, Boletales, Suillaceae. The transcript is spliced from 11 exons. Gene Ontology annotation, molecular function: N-acetylglucosamine-6-phosphate deacetylase activity.